Spinacia oleracea (spinach) is the source of this 2805-nucleotide messenger RNA. Its product is annotated as protein FAR1-RELATED SEQUENCE 5-like. Gene Ontology annotation, molecular function: zinc ion binding. The record is from RefSeq and is a predicted model, not a curated record. Bases 1 to 2805 code for a protein of 934 amino acids. The transcript is spliced from 7 exons. NCBI's taxonomy places the organism in Eukaryota, Viridiplantae, Streptophyta, Magnoliopsida, Caryophyllales, Amaranthaceae.
AUGGGCGACGGCGGCUAUGAGCAAUUUCAACCACCAAUACCGAUAUUUCCGCCACAAUCACCGCCGACAAAUUUCAGAUCAGACAUGGCCGACGGCUUUCAACCACCACCACCAUUAUUUUCGCCACAAUUUCAACAACCAACACAAAUGUUUCAGCCACAAUUUCAACCACCGAGUUUUCAACCUCGCCACCUUCAACAUUCUCCUCGAUUUUUAACACCACCGAAUUUUCAACCUCGCCACCUUCAACAUCCUCGAUUUCUACCACCUCCGAUUUUUCAACCUCGCGACCGUCAUCCUCCUCCUCGUUUUCAACCUCCUGCGCGAUUUGAUAACCCUAACCAAAGAAACCUUCAUCCUCCUCCUCGAUUUCAACCUCCUGCCCGUUUUGAUAACCAUUAUCAAAGCGAUCUUCAUCCUCCUUCUCGAUUUCAACCUUCUGCGCAAUUUGAUAACCCUAAUCAAAGGGCUUUUACAACAUUGCAGCAAGUAACUACUGAAACAAGUUCUGGAACAAAGGAAAACACAUCUGAAACAAGUUCUGCAACAAUAGGAGAAACAACAUCAGCUUAUUUUUCAGGUUCAAAAGAUAUUUGGAACGAUUUAACAGAGGAUGAUAUUAGAGGACCUUUGACUGGAUAUACUGGCACUGUAGAUGAACUACAUGAACUUUAUGACAAACAUUCAAUACUUCUUGGAUUUUCAAUAAGAAAAAACACAUUAAGGAGAGAUAAAAAAACGGGAGAGAUAAAGGAAAGACACUUUUGUUGUUCAAAGGAAGGAAAGAGAAAGGAAAACACAAAGAACACAAAGAAAGAAGAAGCAACUGUAUCAAGUGAGAGCAAACAGAAAGAGCAGUCAAAGAACGCAAGGCAGCAAAACCUUACUAGAACAGGGUGCAACGCAUCUAUACGAUUGAAGUUACAAAAGGAUGGAAAGUUUAUAGUCUUUCAUCAUGUUAUAGAACAAAAUCAUGCCUUAACAAGAGAGUCACUGCAAAACUUUCAAAGAUCACAAAGAAAAAUUGAUGAAGAAAAGGGAAAAGUAAUUGAAGGACUCACACUAUCAGGAAUAACACCAGCAGAUUCCUAUAGAUAUAUGUGUAAUGAAGCUGGCGACGCAAGGGUCGUUGGACACACAUUAGUUGACCACAUAAAUUUCACAAGUAGAUUGAAAAUGAAAAGACUAGAAGGAAAAGAUGCACAAGCAGUUGUAAACAUGUUAAUUAAGAGAGGAGAAGAAGAUCCAAACUUUUAUUUUCGAGUAAAGGUGAACGAGGCAAACCAAGUAAUAAGCAUGUUUUGGAGGGAUGGAAUGAUGCAAGAAGAUUAUGACAUAUAUGGUGAUGUCUGUGUCUUUGACACAACUUUCAGAACAAACAAAUACAAUUUAGUUUGUGCGCCAUUUGUAGGUGUCAACAACCAUUGGAGUAAUGUGAUGUUUGGUUGUGCUUUUAUUGCUGAUGAGAAGACACACACUUUUGUGUGGCUAUUGGAAACAUUUCUGGACUCUAUGGGAGGCAAAGCACCUAUAACUAUCUUUACAGAUCAAGAUCAAGCAAUGGCAAAUGCUAUUGAACAAGUAUUUCCUAAUACAAGACAUAGAUUAUGCUUAUGGCACUUACAAAAGAAUGCUGUGUCAAGAUUUGGAGACUUAAAAGCUGACAAUACAUUCAAAGACACAUUCAAGAAGUGCUUAUAUCGUUGUUACAAUGAAGAAGAAUUUGAAACCACUUGGUUUGACAUGAUUACUAAGUAUAACCUUCAAGAUCAUGAUUGGUUUACAAAUCUCUAUACAAUAAAAGAAAAAUGGUGUACAACUUUGAACAAAGAUUUUUUCUCAGCUGGAAUAUUGUCUUCACAAAGGAGUGAGAGCACUAACAAUGCUAUUGGAUUUAAAGGGAACAAAUCAACUUCACUAACAGAAUUCUUUCACAUUUUUGGAGCAACAGUGGAUCGUUGGAGAUAUCAAGAAGAUCAAAAUGAAUAUGAUUGUGGAAAUGCUUUGCCUAAAUCUGAUUUUCCAAUGGUCGGAAUGAUAAAACAUGCGGCAAAUGUUUACACACUUACAUUGUUUAGAGAUUUUGAAAAAGAAUUCAAGUAUGCAAUGGGUUGCAUCUCAAAUGUCAACUACAUCAAUGGAAAUUUCUUUGGUUACAAAGUGCAACAUGAAUCUUGGCCUGAACAUACUGCCCAUUAUGUAGCAUUUGAUCCAACAACAAAUUCCAUUAAAUGCACUUGUAGGAACUUCGAAGAAUCAGGAUGGCUAUGUUUCCAUGCAAUACGAGUUCUACAUAUACAUUCUAUUGUCAACAUUCCAGAGCAAUACAUUUCAAAAAGGUGUACAAAGUUUGCAAAAAGUGAAGUAUGGAAGAGAAUGGAACAUAGAGAAGAUAAUGGAACAGAAAAGAGAAAAAUUACUCCAUGGCGUUAUGAGAUGGCAAGAAAUUUGUACAACUUGGUUAUUAAAUGUCAAGGGAGUGAUGCAGCUAAAAAGGUGCUUAAAGAGGCUUAUGCUCAUGCUAACGAAAGCAUAAAUAAGGUUCUAGAAAAAGAAAAAGCAGCACAAAAGGAGGCAGCACAAAAGGCACAAGACGAUGUUGAAGCACAACAAACCACAAUCAACAUAGCACCGUCUACAUCAUCAUCAUCAUCAUCAAAUGCACCACAAAUAAUAGUUGAAAAUCCACCACUAGUGAAGACAAAAGGAAGAAGUAAAAGAAAAAAAGGAUUCUUUGAGAUAAGGACAUCGUCAACAGCACCUACAGAAUUUGGAACUUUUACACCAAAAGAACAACUUUUUUAG